AUGAUUGGAAAAUACAAAAUAUGUGAACCUAUUGGUUAAGGCUAUUCAUGUAAGGUUUAUAGAGCAUAAUAUACAGAAAAUAAUUAAUUUUAUGCCAUUAAGGUGAUUAAUCAUAAAUAGAUGAGUGAACCUUAAAUGAAAUUACUUGCAACAGAAAUUGAAAUCUUACAAACUUUGAAUUGCUAAAACAUUAUAAAAUUGAUUGAUAUUAUAAAGAACACUUCUAUUACCUUUAUUAUAACUGAAUUAUGUUAAUAUGGAAGUUUGGAAGGUAUUGUUUAAAUACUACUUCAUAGAUCAAAUGAAUAAAAAUAAACUGUUUAAUGAAGUAUAAGCAUUGAAUUUUUUGAAUUAAAUGUGUAAUGCCUUAUUGAUUUUAAAGAAAUAAAGUAAUAGACACACCUUAUUUAGAAAUAAUACAUAAUGAUAUUAAACCAUCUAAUAUCUUUAUUUCAUAGAAUUGUUUCAAAUUAGCUGAUUUUGGGUUCGCUAUGAAAGAAAAUUAAAAUUAUCAAUUUAAUUUUGGAAGUCCUUUGUACAUGUCUCCAGAAACUCUAACAAACAAUUAGCAUACCUAUUAAUCAGAUAUAUGGUCUUUGGGAAUCACACUUUAUUAAUUACUUCAUGGUUUCACUCCUUUUAAAGUAUAAAAUGAAAAAGAACUUCUACUUUGUUAUCUUAAUAAUCCUAUAUAAUUUAAAGAAGAUGUCAGUUCUAAAAUGCAAUCUAUUAUAUCAAAUAUGUUGACAAUAGAUCCUUAAAAAAGAAUAACCAUAGAAAAAUUACAACUUUUAAUUAUUGAUAAAGAAAAUAGCUUUAUAUCUUCAUCUUUUCAUUAAAAAACAAAAGUUUAUGAAAAAUAACCUUUCUAAUUUAAAGAACAGACUUUAAAUAUCUGCUAAUUUAUAAAAUCAGUAAGAUAAGAAAUUUAAGAUAAUGAAUUAUUAGUUUAUGCACUUACUGGAAUCAUACUUUAUUAUACAAAAUAAGAUUAAGGUAUAUUAUAGAGUUGACAUAGAAAAUGAAUACAAUUAGAUAACAGUCAUAGUACAAUAAUAGAAGUAGCCAAAUAUUUUUUAGAUGGUUAAAAGCGAUCUUUUGAAAUUCUGUAUGUCCUAAUUAGUACUCAGCAUUAAUCUCCUUGCUGAUUAACUUAAGUAACUAAAUCCAGUAUGUAUAAUCAAUUUAUAAUCAGAACUUCUAUCAUGUUUAAAUUAAUAAUGUUAGGUUAUUGGUCAAUUUAUAUAAUUUAUAUAUAUUUCUAAGAUCUGGUGAAUAGAAUAAAUCAUUAGUACUUGUAAAUUAAAAUAUAACAUUUCAAGAAGCUUAGUAAUUGUUAAGCUAGAUCAAUAUUUGA
Molecule: messenger RNA, 1357 nt
Organism: Paramecium sonneborni
Lineage: Eukaryota; Ciliophora; Oligohymenophorea; Peniculida; Parameciidae
Source: the annotation of a GenBank genome assembly